This is a messenger RNA of Ailuropoda melanoleuca (giant panda), 5561 nucleotides long. RefSeq names its product lipin 1 (gene LPIN1). Gene Ontology annotation, cellular component: mitochondrial outer membrane; nucleus. Gene Ontology annotation, biological process: positive regulation of transcription by RNA polymerase II; cellular response to insulin stimulus; fatty acid catabolic process. The record is from RefSeq and is a predicted model, not a curated record. The transcript is spliced from 21 exons. Lineage: Eukaryota; Metazoa; Chordata; Mammalia; Carnivora; Ursidae. The coding region runs from base 261 to 3131 and encodes 956 amino acids. Gene Ontology annotation, molecular function: phosphatidate phosphatase activity; transcription coactivator activity.
CCGGAGCGGGGCCGGGGGACGCGGCCGACCCGACGCGGGAGGACCGAGCUCGGUCUGCGCGGCCCUUUCGUGGGAAGUGCUUCGGAGAGGGAGGUGGAGAAGCAGGCCCGGGGCCCGGGCGCCGUAGCCAGCAUCCCUCGGGCCUUCCCUUUCGGGGCGCACGCAGGGCUGACCUUGACCCGCCCGGCGGACCCCGGGGGGCGGUCGCGGGACCCCAGGACGGCGGGACCGGCUCCAUCCAGCGGGGACGGACUCAAACCAUGAAUUACGUGGGGCAGUUGGCGGGCCAGGUGUUUGUCACCGUGAAGGAACUCUACAAGGGGCUGAAUCCUGCCACCCUGUCCGGAUGCAUCGAUAUCAUCGUUGUCCGCCAGCCCAACGGGAGCCUCCAAUGCUCCCCUUUCCACGUGCGCUUUGGGAAGAUGGGGGUCCUGCGUUCCCGAGAGAAAGUGGUUGACAUAGAAAUCAACGGGGAAUCCGUGGAUUUGCACAUGAAAUUGGGAGAUAACGGAGAAGCAUUUUUUGUUCAAGAGACUGAUAACGAUCAGGAAGUGAUCCCCAUGUACCUGGCCACCUCCCCUAUCCUGUCGGAGGGAGCCUCACGCAUGGAGUGCCAGCUGAAAAGGAGCUCUGUAGACAGGAUCAGAAACCUGGACCCCAACGCGUCAGCCCAGGCCUUACCUCCCAGUGAGGCCUCUUCCAGCAGCUCUUUAGUGAAGAAGAGAAGGAAAAGGAGGAGAAAGUCCCAGCUGGACACCUUGAAAAGAGAUGACAACACGAACACAUCUGAGGAUGAGGACAUGUUUCCCAUCGAGAUGAGCUCGGACGACCAGGCCGACCCGCUGGACGGCAGUAGAACUCUUCCUAGUGAUAUACCCGCAUUCCAAGAAGAUGUUUCUAAGGAAAGCCCUUCCCCCAUCAUGACUUACCCUCAGUCAGCAUCGUACCCUAAUUCUGAUAGAGAGUGGUCACCCAGCGCUAGUAGCCCGAUAGAUUGCCAAAGGACUGCUGCCCGCCUGGCAGUUGCGGCCGAGGGAGGCCUUUCUAGCUCUUGCCCUCCACAGUCUUCCCACUUCCAUACUUCGGAAAGUCCCUCAGGUUCUCGACCUUCAACACCUAAAAGCGAUUCAGAGUUGGUCAGUAAGGCCACCGAUAGGACGACGCAGAAAAAUAACCUAGAAAUGCUCUGGCUUUGGGGAGAAUUGCCACAAGCUGCGAAGUCAUCUCCACACAAGAUGAAAGACUGCAGCCCGUUAAACAGUAGAAAAAUCUGUGAUAAGAUGCACUUUCAGACCAUUCAGAGUGAAUCUUCAGAUGCGUUCAGUGACCAGUCGCCAACCCUGGCCAGGCCUCCCGUGCUGUCUGUUCCAGAGCCGGGCAAGCCUCCCACGGAGAUGCAGUUUGUGAACGAAGAAGAUGUCGAGGCCUUGGGGGCGGCAGCCCCGCCUUUACCUACGAUCGAAGAACCCAAACCCCUCUCUGCCAGUGUAGCCCCGACAGCAAGCAAGACGGACUCUCCUUCCAGGAAAAAAGGUGGGAGGCCGGCAUGUCGCAGCUCCUUCUGCGCAGAUGUGGUGCUCUGCACGUUCCCGAUCUUUCCCUCGGAAGUCCCAAACAAACGAAGCAGACAUCUUGGUGCUGACGGCGUCUACUUGGAUGACCUCACAGAUAUGGAUCCUGAAGUGGCAGCCCUGUAUUUUCCCAAAAAUGGAGAUCCUUCAGGGCUCGCCAAACACACCAGCGACAACGGAGCCCGGUCAGCCAACCAGUCCCCGCAGUCCGUGGGCAGCUCUGGCAUCGACAGCGGCGUGGAGAGCACCUCGGACAGCCUGAGGGACCUGCCGUCCAUCGCCAUCUCCCUGUGCGGGGGCCUCAGUGAUAACCGGGAGAUAACCAAAGAUGCAUUUCUGGAACAAGCCGUGUCCUAUCAACAGUUUGUGGACAACCCGGCUCUCAUCGAUGACCCCAAUCUUGUGGUGAAGAUCGGGAAUAAAUACUAUAACUGGACGACAGCAGCGCCUCUGCUCCUGGCAAUGCAGGCCUUCCAGAAACCUUUGCCAAAGGCCACUGUGGAAUCUAUCAUGAGGGAUAAGAUGCCCAGAAAGGGAGGAAGAUGGUGGUUUUCAUGGAGAGGAAGAAAUACCACAAUCAAAGAGGAAAGUAAGCCAGAGCAGGGCUUGGCUGGGAAGAGCCAUAGCACUGGGGAGCAGCCGUCAGCGCUUAGCAUGGCCACCAGAAUAAAGCAUGAAUCAUCCUCCAGUGAUGAAGAGCGCGCAGCGGCCAAGCCAUCAAGUGCAGGCCACCUCCCCCUGUUGUCCAGUGUCAGCUACAGGAAGACCCUCCGGCUCACUUCAGAGCAGCUGAAAAGCUUGAAGUUGAAGAAUGGCCCCAACGACGUGGCGUUCAGCGUGACCACGCAGUACCAAGGCACGUGUCGUUGCGAGGGCACCAUCUAUCUGUGGAACUGGGACGACAAAGUCAUCAUCUCAGACAUCGACGGGACCAUCACCAGGUCAGAUACUCUUGGCCACAUUCUGCCCACCCUGGGCAAGGAUUGGACCCACCAGGGCAUCGCUAAGCUGUACCAUAAAGUGAGCCAAAACGGCUACAAGUUUCUCUACUGUUCUGCGCGGGCCAUCGGGAUGGCGGACAUGACGAGGGGCUACCUGCACUGGGUCAACGAGAGGGGCACGGUGCUGCCUCAGGGGCCCCUGCUGCUGAGCCCAAGCAGUCUCUUUUCGGCCUUGCACAGAGAAGUGAUUGAGAAGAAGCCGGAGAAGUUUAAAGUCCAGUGUUUGACCGACAUCAAAAACCUGUUUUUUCCAAAUACAGAACCUUUUUAUGCUGCUUUUGGAAACCGACCGGCUGAUGUGUAUUCGUAUAAGCAAGUAGGAGUGUCUUUGAACAGAAUAUUUACUGUCAAUCCCAAAGGAGAACUUGUGCAGGAACACGCAAAGACCAACAUCUCCUCGUACGUGAGACUCUGCGAAGUGGUUGACCACGUUUUCCCAUUGCUGAAGAGAAGCCAUUCUUCGGACUUCCCCUGCUCAGACACGUUCAGUAAUUUCACCUUCUGGAGAGAGCCGCCGCCACCUUUUGAAAACCAGGAUGUUCAUUCCGCCUCAGCGUAAACCGUUGCGAGCAACCCGCUGACGUCAUGUGAAGGCCGGCACCCCCGAUUAAAGGAUAGGUUCUGGGAGCCACAGAGCAGGAGCUCAGGAGCCCGAUGUGCGGUCAUUUGCUUAAGAGCAGAGAAAUCUGAGGGGCGUUUCUGUCCCUUCCCCGUGCCCCCGGGGGUUGACAUUUCCGAGUGAAACACGAAGGCGAGGCGUCAGGUGCAUUCAGAGCGGAAGCCAUCCCCGGUGGCGGCUUCAAGCCCGUCGCCACGCUGCCCUGCCCCGCCACUCUCGUGGGUCCUCACCGGUUCCUGGGCAGAGCUGGCCACCAGGGGGGCCCCGCCGGUGACCGUUCCGUUGAGGCACGCCGGACGCGCGGGACUGUGGUAGAGGAGGGGCCCUUUUCCCUCUGUGGCCAUGGGUGCCACCUGUUCUGUGUGCGGCGGGAAGGCUGAGGGUCCCGCCACCUGCUCCGCGGGGUCUCUCCCCUCACCGUGCUGGCUCGGCCUGCGGUGUCUUCCUGCAGUAUUUGCCGACGGGUCUGAUGGUUAGGCCAGAAAUAAUUUAAUUCCUCUGAGUAAAGAUAACCUAUAUAGUUGGCAUAUUUCCCCCCAUUUUUAUGGCCAAGGCUGGACUGUUUAUGCCUUAAUGCAUCUGUGGCAGGCAUUUUAUUUAGAAUGUGCUUCGUCCGGCGCUCUCUAACUUCGCAAUGCCUUAAAUUCAGAUUAUAGGAGGCAUCACUAGGCAGUAUUUGGAACGAGCUCGACACUCCGCCAGCUCCCUUCUCCAGCCGGGCGGUGCUCUAAACGUGGAUUCGAACAGAGCUCGCGCCACGUGGUGAUGGUGUCGAUUUCUGUUGGGAGCUCUCGAAAGAAACUAGGUGGUUUUACGAAAAUCGCUUCAAGACGUUACGUUCUUUGUAGAUGCUCUUAUUUCUUACUUUGCUCUGAUUGGGUUAUUGUUGUGAGCAUUUUAGCCCUACUCUUUCUAUUACAACUGUCAUUGAUACAUUAAAACGGUAGAGAUGUGAGACUAUCCAAAGAGCCUUAUUCUGUAUAUCCCACAACACUGACCUUCUUUUGGAGCUUAUGGGUAAUACUUUUUAUUUUCCUUCGCUUUUCCUGCUCGAAUUAAGGGCAAGUGGAUAAGUAAUAAUUCGAGUGACAUUCUUUAAGUCGGCAGAAGAUGAUGAUUCCUUUACUUGUUUAUAAAACUGGCUUCUGGAGAGAACAAUUUGAAAAGUGAAAGAAUUAUUUUGGUAAAAGAUUUUGCUUUACUUUUUGAAGUAUUAUUUUUUUAAAGAGUGUUUUACUCCAAUGAUUGCAACGCUUUCCUAUUUAAAUCGCAUUGUUAGAGUCAGAACCUGCAAGAGUUGAAUGAAAUUUUACUCUUUCUGUGAAAGAAAAUCCAGAGGUGUUGCCUUCAUCGUGGCUGGUGGGCUGUGUCAGCAAGGGCUGCCUUUACCCCGCGGUCCGCCUGGCCCUGCAGAGAAAGGCAAACGCGCGCGUGUUGUGUGUUGUCGAUCACAGACUUGCCUAGACUUGGAACGCGCAUGCGCAGACUCCCUUUUGGAGGCAUUCAAAAUAAUUAAAAAUAGUUCUGCCUUAACUGCUGAGUGUUCAUUAGUGACCUUUAGUGGCUAUGUUAAUUCUGUCGUGAGGGUAUUUCGGGGUGAACUUGAAGUGCUGUGAACUAAGCAUGAGGUCACGUGCCUGCUGAGGCUGACCUAGUUAGUAUGUCCCCUGCACUGGGGAGGAUCCGGCUUUGAGGAGGGGUAGUGUGUCCCACGUCGUGGCAUCCCGCGUCCCCUUCCUCGGGACAGCCAGCUGCAGUCACUCUCCGUGUGGACGUGGGAGAGCUUGCAACCCUCACUCCUGAUUUUGAGGUCCCUUACACACCUCCACACCGCUGCCGUCCGAAACAGAGCAUGCCUUCCAGAAGGGACACGCUCGGAAGUGUGUCAUGUCCAGAGUGUGACCCCUGGAGGGGCUGUAACAUUCACACCUGCCUGGAGGCUUCUGAGAAUGAGAUUUGUACGUGGCUGUGUGGCUGCCCUCGUGCAUCUAUCAGCUGGUUUAUCCGUAUUUACACACCCGUUACCCAGUGACCCUGCGGUCGUGCGCUGGCGUGCUGUGUCGGACCCCACGUUUCACAGUUGCCCUGUGGAAACGAGUCCUUCCGCGUGACGUCAUCACAUGAUCGUCCCAUGUGGUGAGGGAAGGUAGACAGACCUGGUACAUGGAAAAUGAUUACACCUUCAAAGGGAAAUUCCCCUUUUCGCGUUUAGGUUGAGAUCACCACUUUCUAUUUUAUUUACAAUUCUUGAUCUGUACUUGUAUAUGCCGGCGCAAUGACCCCAAUCACUGUAUGCCCCACGGUGUCGUGCUGGCUGCAAAGCUAGAAAACAUUGUAAUAAAGGAGAUGGACAAGCGAUUUCUCUGGAAA